AUGACGCUCGCGACCCCCUCCUCGCGCGCGAAAUGCAAAUAUGCUACAGCGGGUAUGAAAUCGCACCUCGCUAGCCCGCCCACUCCACCUCCCUCCAAUUUCAGCUCGGGCCCACUACUCGCGAUAGCAGCACACCAAAUGUCGUCUGCGAUCCGCGCCUCGGACGCGUUUCACGCCCUGAACAUGGACCGCUGA
Molecule: messenger RNA, 195 nt
Organism: Heterobasidion irregulare TC 32-1
Lineage: Eukaryota; Fungi; Basidiomycota; Agaricomycetes; Russulales; Bondarzewiaceae
Exons: 2
Coding region: 1-195 (64 amino acids)
Source: RefSeq, a predicted model, not a curated record